AUGGAGCUCCGACAGGAUUCCUAUGUCACACUCAAUGAUGGACAUAAAAUGCCAGUAGUUGGUUUUGGCACCUAUGCCCCACAGAAGUUUGACAAGAACUUGGCAGAAAAUGGAGUAAAGGUGGCCCUGGAAGUUGGGUAUCGUCACAUUGACUGUGCUUUCAUCUACGGGAAUGAGGUUGAGGUUGGGAGAGCUAUAAAUGAGAAGAUUUCAGAUGGAACGGUGAAGAGAGAAGACAUAUUCUACACUGGGAAGCUCUGGUCCUCUUUCCAUGCCCCAGAGAGAGUUCGUCCCGCUCUUGAGAAAUCUCUAAAAGAUCUUCAGCUGGAUUACAUAGAUUUAUUUAUCAUUCAUAGUCCCAUCGAAGUCAAGCCAGGAGAUGAUCCUUUCCCCAAGGAUGAAAACGGAAAAUUAAUUUAUCACAACACAGACAUUCGGGACACUUGGAAGGCUCUGGAGGAGUGUAAAGAUGCCGGGUUGGUUCGAUCCAUAGGAGUUUCCAAUUUCAAUAAGAGACAGCUAGAGCUAAUCCUGAACAAUCCAGAACUAAAGUACAAACCAGUCUGCAACCAGGUGGAAUGUCACAUUUACCUAAAUCAAAGUAAACUUCUGGAGUUCCUCAGGUCACAUGGUAUUGUGCUGGUGGCGUACAGCGUAUUGGGCUCAAGCAGGGAUGAGACAUGGAUAGACCAGAAUUCUCCAGUUCUAUUAGAAGAUCCAGUGCUAAAUGCCGUAGCGGAAAAGCUUGGCCGGACCCCUGCCCAAGUGGCAAUGAGAUACCUGCUGCAGAGGGGCAUUGUUGUCCUAGCAAAGAGCUUCACCCCAGCCAGGAUCAAGCAGAACUUUCAGGUCUUUGACUUCCUGUUAAGCAAUGAAGAAAUGAAGACUCUAGAUGGAAUAAACAAAAAUAUGCGUUAUAUAAGUACAGUCCAAUGGCAGGAUCAUCCAAAGUACCCCUUCCAUGAUGAAUAUUAAAAGAAUACGGGCACAUUUUUUAUGCAAGAAUCCGUGGACCUUACAUCAGAUUAUUCUUCAUGGGAAGCCACAAUAUGCUGCAUAGUAGUAAAUUAAUAAAAAAUACAGAUUAUUUAGUAUGGACUUUUCUUGGAACCUAUUUAGGUCCACCUAAUCACAAAGUUGACACUGAGCAUAAAGCAUUACAGAAGCGCACUACACUUUAAAGGGGUUUUCCCAUCUGCCAGUUUUACCUGCUCAUCCAGCUCCCUCCUCUUGCCUGCACUUGUG
Molecule: messenger RNA, 1245 nt
Organism: Bufo bufo (common toad)
Lineage: Eukaryota; Metazoa; Chordata; Amphibia; Anura; Bufonidae
Product: estradiol 17 beta-dehydrogenase 5-like
Exons: 9
Coding region: 1-975 (324 amino acids)
Biological process (GO): steroid metabolic process
Cellular component (GO): cytosol
Molecular function (GO): ketosteroid monooxygenase activity; aldose reductase (NADPH) activity; steroid dehydrogenase activity
Source: RefSeq, a predicted model, not a curated record